AUGUGCAAUCUGCUGGGGUCUCGCGGGGUUGUACUCUGCGGCUUUGCAGCCUUCGUAAGCUGCGCUACUCUGAUGACCAGGUCCGGACCCCCCGCCGAAGUGUUAUGGCCUCAUGAAGACUGGAACCGACCUCCACCACCGGACACAUGCCGUCGCACUCGGUUUAUGCCCUUCCUUGCCGGCUGCCCCAAGUCCUGCGCCGAUCUUCGGCCUGACAAGCCGACAGAGCGCUUCUACAAGACUGCGGUGAUUUGGCGUUUGGGCCGCUUGAAGGAGAUCCACAAUGCCACAGCAGCAGCAGCCCUCACAGACACGGCCAUGGCACAGCGGUUUACAGCGGAUGCGGCGUACAUCCACGCCUUCGCAGGAGCGGAGCAAAGCCUCACUGAGCAGCAAGCCCAGGAAACCCAAGCUUUGGGCCUGGGACCACUGAGCCUGUCGCAGCAGCGGAACGUGCACAUGAGCCUUGCAUACCUCUGCUGUCUCACGUCCACAGAGAUGGCAACUGUUAACGAGGUCGUCGGGCGGUGGCUGCAGCAGCAGAUGCACGUGGACUUUCAAGCCGUCUUCGAUCGUGUUGAGUGCUGGCAGGAGCGAGUCGACUCGAUAACCAACAUCAUCGUCGCCAACGAAGCUACGCAGAGGACGGUGAUGAAGCUCUACCAAUCGCUCCUGCGUUCGAUCGAAGAUGCUGGUGUCCCCCAGCCCGUUCAGCGGGAUGACCAGAUGCCGUUCCACAUGACCUUGUUGGGUUUGCGCACGGUCGGCUCGGACAUCUCAGCCUAUCUGACACCUGUUGCUCGGGCCGUCGAUGCUGCGACGAGGCAUUUUGCCGGCGGUGUGUCCACGCGCAUUCGCGGCGCUCCCAAGCUGGACGAGCCGACUCCGGAGGUGGAACCGAGGAGAGCUCUGUCUUCUGCGGCUUCGUCAUUCGACAACGCUUGCGAGGCCUUGUUGUGGGGCCGCGCACUUCGUGUAUGCGAUGCCAGCUCGGCAGCGCUCUGUCCUCCCUCGGUGAAAAAGUGUCGAGCUGAGAUUUCCAUGUUCGGCUUAGGUACGACUCCUGCGGAUAUGGGUAGAAUCUCGCAGCUGAAGGAGAUGGGCUUCUCAGACGAAGUGUCACGGAGGGUGCUUGCCGAAUGCGCGUGGGACGUGAACAAGGCAAUCGACCGACUGCUGCUGUCAGGCGUUCCAGAUGACAUGCCGCAGCAAGGAGACUCAGAGAAGCCAGGCACCGGAGACCCUCCAGAGGUCCCCGAAGAGCCCGACGAUCUCGAUGCCUCAGCCGAAGCGCGAAGCAGCGACCACGUAGGUGACGUCAACGGCAAAAGUAGCUUCUUCCCGGCCCAGGAGGAGAGUACGCUCGAAGCCGCGAAGGACGCAGAGGCCCCCGCAACGGCCGCAACGUCACAGAACGGAGGAGUUCCGGCUGAGCAGCAGCCGGAAGCUGCGGCAGCGACCAGUGAGGUUGCUUCUAGCGGCACCCCAUUGGUAGCGGCUGCUGAACCCGCAGCUCAGCCCCCUGCCGCCACCCCCGCCGCUCCGACAAAGCGACUCGAGCGGGCGAAACAAGCCUGGACGGCCGGUGAUCCCAGCCAGCUCAGCGUUUCUGACCAAGAGUUUGUUUAUGUGUGGACAGCGACCGCGACAGAGAACGGGUGGAUCCACGCCGAAUUAGCCAAAGACCAGGCAAAAGUGGGCUGGCUUCCCCGGUUGGUCCUCACAGAGCUCCAGGAAGGCCAACGAUGGAUGAAAGCCAAGACCAAGUGGGAGGCACGAGACGAGUCACAGUGUAGUGUGGAGAUUGGCGAGUUCUGCCUGGUGUGGGUUAGCUCCCUCACCAAGGAGGGCUGGACCUACGUAGACUGCCAGGACGCCGCUCUGUUCUGCAGGAUCGUGCCAGCAAGGGCUGGCUGCCAGAUUUCUGCUUGGUGUGGUCCGAGUAGUCAAUACCUCCCGCGAGCCUCUUGGACAGCAGGGGCAGAGUCGUUCUUCGGAACCCCGAACCCCGACACGCUACAACUCCCCCGCAUUUCUCUUCAAACGAGCCUCCUUGCACUUGGGCCAGAGGACGCAGCAAUUACUUUACCCCGACAAUCAACCCCUUUGCUGUCCGCAUCACCACUACCGCCGCCACCACCGCCACCACCGCCACCACACUGCGUGGCUGCCUACCGCCAUCGAGUCGGAAGGCCUCUUUAG
Messenger RNA from Symbiodinium sp. CCMP2456, 2202 nucleotides. NCBI's taxonomy places the organism in Eukaryota, Dinophyceae, Suessiales, Symbiodiniaceae. The record is from the annotation of a GenBank genome assembly.